AUGGAUUACAAAUUACAAGUUGGUGGACAGUUAGAAAUUGAUUCCACAUAUGGACAAGGUAAUGAGCUCAAUGAAGAAGUGGAUAUAAACCAGAAUAAUCAAGUUCAUUUACAAAAUGAAAAUCAUGAUGAUUCGUCAGAUUUAAAAAAAAUAUGUGAAUUAAAAGAAUUUUUUCAAUUAGGCGAAAAUAGAAAAAAGGUUAUAAAAUGUUUUAAUAAUUUAUAUUGCACAAAAGGUGAUAAUUUAACAAAUUCAUUAAUUGAAAUAUUUUCAAUAGAUAUUAAUUCAGAUACUAUUUUAUAUAUUUUACAAAAGUAUAUGCAUAUGCAUGGAUUAUGUAUACCAUGUUAUAAAUUUACAAAUGAUAAAAAUUCAUGCGAAUAUAAUAUAAAAUGUAAAUGGUGCCAUCAUUAUUCACAUCUUAAUAGAAGUUCAGGUUUAUAUCCAAAUAAAAUAUUACAUGCUAAAAAUAAAUGUUAUGCAUGUACACAUUUUAUUAAAGGGCGAUUAUGUUUAUCACAAAGUGAAUGUAAAUUUUGUCAUUCAUUUGAUCAUUUACCAAUACAUUUAAAAACAAAAUAUUACAACAUAUUAAAUACCCUGUAUAAAAAAAAAAUGAAUACUAACAUUAUAAAUAAAAAUAUUUUAAAAAAAAUGAAAAAAAGUAUGAUUAAAGAAAAUACUUAUCAUCCUACAUUUUAUGUUCUAGAUAAAGAUCUAAUGAAUAUAUUUUAUGAAAAUGAAAAAAAUAGUAAAAACAAUGAAGAAAAUAAUCAGAAUAAUUACAAACAAAACUUAAAAGAAGAACUUACUAAUACUAUUCCAGAAAAUAAUAUUAUAUAUGAUCAAAAUAAUAAAAAAAAAAAAAUUACAAUACAACAUACAUGCAAUGAAUGUAACCAAAAUAAAAAACCAUGUUUAAAUUAUUUUCUUUCCUUAAAAGAUUGUCAAAAUAAUUGUAAUGAUUGUCACGAUGAUAUACAUAAAAAUAAAUUCUCAAAUUUAUAUUUUUUAACAUAUAUGCAUAAUAAUAACAUUUGUAAUGUUUGUCCAUUUAUUAAUGAAGAAAGAUGUAAUUGUGAUCAAACAACAACUUAUUGCCACGAUACUGAUCAUAUAUCAUUUGAUAUAAAAUUUAAGAAUUCUAUUAAUGUUUCUUCACAAUAUUUACAAACACAAUUUUUAUAUAAAAAAGAAAAAGAAGUCACUGAAAUAGCUAACGAACAGGAUGGAUAUGUCUCAAAUGCAAACGAUGCAUCUCUUGUCGAAUCUGAUAAUACAUCUAAUAUAGAUGCACAUGAUGAUAAUAACACCUUGGAAAAAGAAGAACCAAAAACAUAA
Molecule: messenger RNA, 1341 nt
Organism: Plasmodium berghei ANKA
Lineage: Eukaryota; Apicomplexa; Aconoidasida; Haemosporida; Plasmodiidae
Product: centrosomal protein CEP120, putative
Exons: 1
Coding region: 1-1341 (446 amino acids)
Molecular function (GO): metal ion binding
Source: RefSeq, a predicted model, not a curated record